Molecule: messenger RNA, 850 nt
Organism: Dicrocoelium dendriticum
Lineage: Eukaryota; Metazoa; Platyhelminthes; Trematoda; Plagiorchiida; Dicrocoeliidae
Source: the annotation of a GenBank genome assembly
AGGUUAUGGAUCUUUGGGUCUUAUGACUUCGGUUCUAAUGUGUCCCGACGGGAGGACAGUAGAGGCCGAGGCAGCCCAUGGGACUGUGACACGCCACUAUCGCGAGUACCAGAAGGGACGACCCACUAGCACGAACCCGAUUGCUAGUAUUUUCGCUUGGACCCGUGGCUUGGCUCACCGAGGCAAACUGGACGACAACCAGGAGUUAGUCCGUUUCUGCGAAGACCUGGAGAAUGUUUGUAUCGAGACCGUGGAGAGUGGUCAAAUGACCAAAGAUCUGGCAAUUUGUAUUCACGGCGUGGAAGCCGUUCGGCCAGAACACUACCUGACGACAAUGGACUUCUUGGAUGCAAUUGCGAGUCGUUUGAUGCAGCGAAGGUCCUCUUGAACUCAGAGCUUUCAUUGUCCGGCUCUGGUGCUCAACUGCUCUCGUACAAGCCUUGGCACGCUCGUUUUCGGUGCCCCCUAGCAAUGUGCCUUCCGCAUAUGUUUUCAUGUUAGGGAUAGAAUUCUUAUCUUCCUAGUCUUCUUCGAUCCAUCGUUUGCUUUCAUUUCCCACUUUACCACCUGUGUUCUUUUUGAUCGUACUUUGUUUUAAUCUUCCUUGUCCGACACCGGUGCUGUACCUUUUAUACGACAUUAAUAGAGAGCAUACUUCUUGCCUGCAUACUGUGUUGCAUUACAUCCACAUGUACAACGCUUGCAACACGACUUGGAAAUGCUGGUGUUCGGCCUACCUCGUUUGACGUAUAUCCCCUUGCCCGUUUCUUACUAUAUGCAGCCUGUCAGUAGUUUGCUAUGAGCGAAGCUCACUAGUUUGGGCAGUAUAAUGGCUGUCUUACUUGGGAAG